AUGAACGGCUCUGCAACUGCUGCUGCGGGUCAGAACUACAUUGCUCCCAAUCCACCUUCUCAGGGGCCUUCUCCCAGCCCAGCUCCCACUUCCAACGACCCAUUCCUUGCUGCCAACCCGGGCGCCCGUGCUCAAGUCAACGCUUGGGGCUGGCCAUCUGGCUUUAAUCACUCUUCCCCAGCUGCCAACGUCGCUGGUCCAAGUCGACCUCCUUCCUACUCUGCUGCCUCAGCCGCUUCCCCUGCUCUCGUUUCGUCCGCCAUGUUUACACCGCAGACGCAGCAGCUCAAUCAUCAACAUCAGCAACAGCAACAGCAACAGCAACACCAUCAUCAGCAUCCGCAGAUGCAACCCAUGCACCCGCAGCAUCCACAGCUCCAGCAACACCAGCAGCACCAACAGCACCAACAGCUCCAGCAGCAACAUCAUCAGCAGCAGCAGCAUCAGUUUGGCACUCCACAGCAGCAGCAGCAGAACACUCACUUCCAACUUCAGCAGCAGCACCAAGGUGGACAGUCAAAUCAGGCCAAAGCUACCGUCUACCCCCCACAGCCUUACGGUAACCCUCCUGCUUUCACCAACCCGAGCCACACUUCGUCGCCCAACAACGCCUCUGGUAAACCCAACACACCCAACAGUCACUCGGUCAUGAUGUCCAAGAAGCGCACUGCCAGUAAGAGUCCCGAGUUCGAGAGCAAGGACAAGCGCUCGCGGCCUGAAGAUGGUGUCCCAGGUGACAACAAGGGCGCUGACGGCAUUCUGGGCCAUUCUGGAUCUGUUUCUGACGGUCGUGUCUGGGGAGAGGAGGCGACGAAGCUCGACGUCUACGUCUGGGACUAUCUCAGCCGCAGAGGCUUCAGCUCGGCAGCCAAGGCUCUCAUGAACGAAGCCGGUAUGACGGAACCUCCAGAGGUACCGCUCAAAACGCCGCAGGGUCUACUUUUCGAGUACUGGGCCAUCUUCUGGGAUGUCUUUGCUGCUCGCUCAGGGCGAGGGGGAAGUGAAGCUGCUGCCUACUUUGAGUAUCAGGAGUCGCGCAACAUGCAGCGCCUCACCGAGGCCAACCGCAAAACGGAGGCGCUCGAAGCACAGUAUCAGCCUCCCGAGAACGGUGGCAGAUUUCCCAACAUUGUCGUUUCUGGAAUGAACUCGGAUCCCAGCUCUGCAGUUGGUAUUGCAGGUGCUGGUGUCGCUGCUGCCGGCCCGAACGGUCGUGCAGCUGCUCCAGGUGCAUGGAACCCAGCUGCGCUCCCACAGGCGCAGCAGCAGCAGCUGCUCAUCCAAGCUGCCCAGCGUCAGAACAUCCCACUUCACGAGAUAAAGAACCUCACACCAGCUUCGAGGACGGCCCUCAUCAACUCGAUGAAUCCCAACAACCCUGCCAAUGCUCAGGCCGUUCGUCCUGGCAUGAACAACCAGAUGAUGGAACAGCAGCUCCAGGCUCGUCUCCAGCAGCAGCAAGCAGUCCACCGCAUGAUGCAACAGCAGAGACAGGCUGGUGGACAAGGCCCAAUGCCUGGCGCACCACCUAUGGCAAACGCCGUGCAGAUCAGACCACCUAUGGGCCCACAGCAGAUGUCAGGCGCAGGUGGAUCGCCAGCGCCACCCACACCAGGAGGCACCAUGGAUGGCAGACGAUCUGUUGGUCCUGGUGCAGAAGGCAACCGACCGGAUCACAUGGCGGUGCCGCCAGGCGUUCUUGCUGCUGGCAACCCUCAGUCUCAAGCACCGCAACCACCGACACCAGGCGGCUCGCAGCCUCCACAGCAACAGCAACAGCAGCCUCAAGGUGGUCAGCCUGGACAGCCACCACAGCAACAGCACCCACAGCUCAACCCUCACCAACAGCAGAUGGUCAUGAACCAGUUCCAAAGUGUCCAAGCAGCUAUGCGCGAAGAGUGGAUGAAGGCACAGAAUGCACCCAACCAGACCACUGCGGCCGACUUUUACGCCAACGUGCAGGCAUACCAGGCCAAGGCCCAGGGUCUGCAGAGCCUGUUGCGAGCACAGGCCAACUACCAGGGCGGUGCUGGCGUCGGAGCGCCUGGCAAUGGUGCUCAACCAGGCAUGCCUGGACAGCCCGGCCCAUCACCGCAGGCACGACCUCCCGCCAUUGGUGGUGCAGGUCUUCCCGGGCCGGCUGCAUCAGGUAGUCCAGCUAGCAUGGCCAACAUGACACCACAGCAGAGAGCUGCACACAUUGCAAACGCUCAGGCUGCGGCUGGAAGGAUCACGCCACUGAUGGCGACGCACGAUCCAGGUCUCAUGGCUGGUAUGAUGGGUCCUAACAGUAUGCCAAAUGGUACAGGACCCCGUCCCAACCAGCCGGGUCAGCAAGGCGGUCCAGGUCAACAACAACAGCAGCAGCAGCAGCCAUGCCAGCCUGGUCAGGGCGGCUUCCAGCAACCGCAGCAGCCUCAACAGCAACAGCAGCAGCAAGGUCCUGCUCGACCUCCAUCUGCUCAAGAUCGACCGGAAGACCCGCAUACGAGUCACUUUUCGUCGGUCCAGAUGGGUUCUUCGCCUGCUAAUAUCCAGCGUCCUGGUAUGCAGCGUGGCACUUCGCAGAUGGGCACAAACGCAGGUGGAAUGGGCCCACCUGGAGCUGCCUCCAUCUCAUCACCCUCCCCGCGCAUCACUGCUAUGAACCUGCAGCAGCAACAGUCAGGCGGCAACAACAACAACGCCAACCAGGGCGGGUCACCUGCUCCUUCGAACGUUCUGAACACACCCAAGCUGGGAUCAGCAGAGAAAGGCAAGAAGGGCAACGCGCGAGCGCGCAAGAACUCGAAGGCCACCACCAAGACGCCAGUUCUCACUGCAGCCUCCGUACCUGGCUCCAACACCUCUUCGUCCAGCGCUGCAGCUGCGAGCAGCAACGGUGGCGCAGGCCCAACCACUCCUGCUGCAGCCAACACUGCUACACCGGUCAGCACCAGCGCCGCCACGCCAGCUCAAGACGCUAUUAGCAAGAACGACAGCAACGGUCCCGCAUCUGGUUCUGGUCCCCAGUCUACCUCCCAAUCUAUCGACUCUGCUAUGCCACCACCUGCUGGUCCACCUGCCAACUCGUCCGAUCCGAAUAACUUCGGUGGUGCCGAUAACAACAACGGCAACAAUACCAACGCGAACGGGCCCUCGGGGAUGGAUGGCGGCAGCAGCGGCGAUGGCAAUGGAGCUGGAGGAAGCGGUACAGGCGGCGCGGAAGACUUCAGCAUGUUCGGCUUCGGUGGGUCGAUGAAUGAUAUCUUUGAUUUCGAUCUGUCGACGGAUGGUACGGGUGGACAAGGACUGGGUGGAGAUGGAUGGGAUAGUAACUUUGGUAACUUGUUUGGUUCGGGUACUGGUGGUCAGGAUGGAUCCUAA
Ustilago hordei is the source of this 3366-nucleotide messenger RNA. RefSeq lists its product as uncharacterized. The transcript has a single exon. The record is from RefSeq and is a predicted model, not a curated record. Gene Ontology annotation, molecular function: transcription corepressor activity; protein binding. NCBI's taxonomy places the organism in Eukaryota, Fungi, Basidiomycota, Ustilaginomycetes, Ustilaginales, Ustilaginaceae. The coding region runs from base 1 to 3366 and encodes 1121 amino acids.